Molecule: messenger RNA, 1052 nt
Organism: Pocillopora verrucosa
Lineage: Eukaryota; Metazoa; Cnidaria; Anthozoa; Scleractinia; Pocilloporidae
Source: RefSeq, a predicted model, not a curated record
AAGAUUCUAUUUCAAUCGUCGCUACUAGUAAUCGCUGCUAAAUCAUCACUGCUAAUCGUCGCUGCUAGAUAAUGCUACAAGCUAUUUGUUACCGUUCGCUAUAAGCUAUUUACUACCGUUAGGAGCGAGACCAAAAAAUGAGACUUGCGUGGAUGCUGGUCAUGUCUACGGUCGUACUAGCCACAGAUGCUCAAAAUACCGAAGGCUUCAGGCCCUGCCAAAUUCAACAGCUGAGAGGGAAGCUGCGAUGUGUUGUACCGAGAGAUUACAACAUGCGUCCUGGGGAUUGCCCUGGUAACGACAUCUGGUCCCUUUACAGAGAUCGUACAACCUUGAAGGAAUGUGCACGAUUGUGUUCCACAUCUCCCAGUUGCCAGGCCUUUAUGUUCUACAACAAUCACCGAUGCUACCCCAAGACUAAAACCUGUGCCACUGCAACCAAGACCAACCCCCUAAAUAUGUUUUAUGACAAAGUCCCAAGAGGCUUUGCCAUGAGACCUGGUGAUUGUAGCGGCAAUGAUAUCUGGUCCAUCCACGGAUUCGUCUCCUUGAUGGAGUGCGCCAGACGCUGCAAAGCAAACCCUUCAUGUGUUGCAUUCAUGUUCUAUGAUGGCCGCGAAUGCUACCCUAAGACCAGGACAUGUCGAACGACAGAUACAGCUAAUCCUAAGAAUUUCUUCUACGAUAAGAUAGCCUUUUUGAAAGUAUAACGUACAGUUGUAGCAGCUGUCGGAAGAGAUAGAACGAACUAGCUGACAAACCACAAGAAACUCACACGAAUUUUAGUUCUCAAAAUAUCUGGCUUCGGCCAUGCGAUAAACCGUGUUAGUAUAAUCGCUUUAGUGUAAAAACCCUCCCUGAAUGUCAACAAUGGUACUUGUUUUUUUUUCUUUGUCUGGGUCAAGGUAGUUAGUUUUUGUGACAAUGUUCUUCUUUACUGUUGAGUAAAGUAGUCAGAUAAAGGUUUUUCCACCAGAAUAGGGGGUAUCAUCUACUUAGAAAUCCAGUGGAAAAAAUGGGUUGUUUAACUCAAUAAACCUUCCACAGCAAAA